Miscanthus lutarioriparius is the source of this 1551-nucleotide messenger RNA. NCBI's taxonomy places the organism in Eukaryota, Viridiplantae, Streptophyta, Magnoliopsida, Poales, Poaceae. The record is from the annotation of a GenBank genome assembly.
AUGGACGUGCCGCUGCCGCUGCCGCUGCUGCUGGGCUCCCUGGCCGUCUCCGUCGUCGUGUGGUGCCUCCUGCUCCGCCGCGGCGGGGACGGGAAGAAGGGGAAGCGGCCGCUGCCGCCCGGUCCCCGGGGCUGGCCGGUGCUGGGCAACCUGCCGCAGGUGGGUUCUCAUCCGCACCACACCAUGUGCGCGCUUGCGAAAGAGUACGGCCCGCUGUUCCGGCUCCGGUUCGGCAGCGCCGAGGUGGUGGUGGCCGCGUCGGCGCGGGUGGCGGCGCAGUUCCUGCGCGCCCACGACGCCAACUUCAGCAACCGCCCUCCAAACUCCGGAGCCGAGCACGUGGCCUACAACUACCAGGACCUGGUGUUCGCGCCCUACGGCUCCAGGUGGCGCGCGCUGCGGAAGCUGUGCGCGCUCCACCUCUUCUCCGCCAAGGCCCUGGACGACCUGCGCGGCGUCAGGGAGGGCGAGGUGGCGCUCAUGGUGAGGGAGCUCGCCCGGCACCAGCACGCCCCCGUGGUGCUGGGCCAGGUGGCCAACGUCUGCGCGAUCAACACGCUGGCCCGGGCGACGGUGGGGCGGCGCGUGUUCGCGGUCGACGGAGGAGAGGAAGCCAGGGAGUUCAAGGACAUGGUAGUGGAGCUGAUGCAGCUCGCCGGGGUCUUCAACGUCGGCGACUUCGUGCCGGCGCUGGCGUGGCUCGACCCGCAGGGCGUGGUCGGCAAGAUGAAGCGGCUGCACCGCAGGUACGACGACAUGAUGAACGGGAUCAUCAGGGAGCGGAAGGCCGCCGGGGAAGGCAAGGACCUGCUCAGCGUGCUGCUGGCCAGGAUGCGGGAGCAGCAGCCGCUCGCGGACGGCGAGGACAGCAGGAUCAACGAGACUGACAUCAAAGCACUCCUCCUCAACCUCUUCACGGCGGGGACGGACACGACGUCCAGCACGGUGGAGUGGGCGCUGGCCGAGCUGAUCCGGCACCCGGACGUGCUCAAGAAGGCCCAGCAGGAGCUGGACGCCGUCGUCGGCCGCGACCGCCUGGUCUCCGAGACCGACCUCCCGCGCCUCACGUACCUGACGGCGGUGAUCAAGGAGACGUUCCGGCUGCACCCGUCCACGCCGCUGUCGCUGCCCCGCGUGGCCGCCGAGGAGUGCGAGGUGGACGGGUUCCGCAUCCCCGCGGGCACCACGCUGCUGGUGAACGUGUGGGCGAUCGCCCGUGACCCGGAGGCGUGGCCCGAGCCGCUCCAGUUCCGGCCCGGCCGCUUCCUCCCGGGCGGCUCGCACGCGGGCGUCGACGUCAAGGGGAGCGACUUCGAGCUCAUCCCCUUCGGCGCCGGCCGGAGGAUCUGCGCGGGCCUCAGCUGGGGCCUGCGCAUGGUCACGCUCAUGACGGCCACGCUCGUGCACGCCCUGGACUGGGACCUCGCCGACGGCAUGACCGCGGGCAAGCUGGACAUGGAGGAGGCGUACGGGCUCACCCUGCAGCGCGCCGUGCCGUUGAUGGUCCGUCCAGCACCCAGGCUGCUGCCGUCUGCCUACGCAGCGGAGUAG